AUGGCAGGCCUGGCAGCUCAACUUGCCAAGCAUCGGGCAACUGCUGAGGGCCUGGGCUCUAACCAGCAAGCUGUGAAGUAUUUGGGCCAGGACUUUAAGAGCCUGAGACAAGAGUGUUUGGACUCAGGGGUUCUGUUUAAGGAUCCAGAGUUCCCAGCCUGCCCAUCAGCCUUGGGCUACAAAGAUUUGGGUCCAAACUCUCCCCAAACUCAAGGCAUUAUCUGGAAGCGACCCAAGGAAUUGUGCUCCAGUCCUGAGUUUAUUGUCGCUGGAGCCACACGCACAGACAUUUGCCAGGGUGGUCUUGGUGACUGCUGGCUGCUGGCAGCCAUUGCCUCUCUUACUUUGAACGAAGCUCUGCUCUACCGUGUGGUGCCCAGGGACCAAAGCUUCCAGAAGGACUAUGCAGGCAUCUUUCACUUCCAGUUCUGGCAGUAUGGAGAGUGGGUGGAGGUGGUCAUCGAUGACAGGCUGCCCACCAAGAACGGGAAACUGCUCUUCCUCCACUCUGAAGCCAACAAUGAGUUCUGGAGUGCUCUGCUGGAGAAAGCCUAUGCCAAGCUCAAUGGCUCCUACGAGGCUCUCUCUGGAGGAUCCACCGUGGAGGGGUUUGAAGAUUUCACGGGUGGAAUCUCAGAGUUCUUUGACCUGAAGAAGCCUCCAGCCAAUCUCUACCUGAUCAUCCGGAAGGCCCUCCGCACAGGGUCUCUGGUGGCCUGCUCCAUUGACGUCUCCAGUGCUGCUGAAAUCGAAGCUAUUACCAGCAAGAAGCUAGUUAAGAGCCACGCUUACUCAGUCACCGGCAUUGAGGAGGUGGAUUUCUGUGGCUGCCCAGAGAAGCUGAUCAGACUCAGGAAUCCAUGGGGUGAAGUGGAAUGGACGGGAGCCUGGAGUGACAAUGCACCAGAGUGGAGUUUCAUAGAUCCUAGACGUAAGGAAGAGCUGGACAAGAAAGCUGAAGAUGGAGAGUUUUGGAUGUCUUUCUCGGAUUUCGUGAGGCAGUUCUCUCGUCUGGAGAUCUGUAACCUGUCCCCUGAUUCUCUGAGCAGCGAGGAGGUGCACAAGUGGAACCUGGUGCUGUUCAAUGGCCGCUGGACUCGGGGUUCUACUGCUGGGGGCUGCCAGAACUACCCAGCCACUUACUGGACCAACCCUCAGUUCAAAAUCUGCUUGGAUGAGGUGGACAACAGCCAGGAGGAUGGUGCCAGUGGGUCCCUCUGCACUGUCCUGCUGGGGCUAAUGCAGAAGAACCGCCGGCGGAAGAAGAGGCUAGGACAAGGCAUGCUCAGCAUUGGCUACGCCAUCUAUAAGAUUCCCAGAGAGCUGGAGAACCACAGGGACGUGCACCUGAGCCGUGACUUCUUCCAGGGCCACCGGCCCUCCGCUUGCUCCAAAACCUACAUCAACCUGCGGGAGGUGUCGGACCGCGUCCAGCUGCCCCCAGGGGAGUACCUGGUGGUGCCAUCCACCUUCGAACCCUUUAAGGACGGCGACUUCUGCCUGCGGGUGUUCACUGAGAGGAAGGCUGAGGCCAUGGAGAUUGGGGACAUGGUAGCAGGAAAUCCACACGAGCCACUUCCCAGUGAGCUGGACCAGGAAGACAGCCAGUUCAGGAGUCUGUUUGAGAAGCUUGCAGGAGACGAUUUGGAGAUUAAUGCUAAUGAGCUCAAGGACAUUUUGAAUGGGGUAUUUUCCAGACGAAAGGACAUAGACUUUGAUGGAUUUGACAUCAACACUUGCAGAGAGAUGGUCAGCCUGAUGGACAGUGAUGGCACAGCCACUCUGGGGCUGCUGGAAUUCAAGACUCUGUGGCUGAAGAUGCGCAAAUACUUGGAAAUCUAUCUGGAAGCUGAUGAGGACCACUCAGGCACCAUCGAUGCACACGAGAUGAGGACAGCACUCAAGAAGGCUGGUUUCAUCCUCAACGACCAGGUGCAGCAGACAAUCGCUGUACGCUACGCAUGCAGCAAGCUCUGCAUCAGCUUCAACAGCUUCGUGGCCUGUAUGAUCCGCCUGGAGACACUCUUCAAAUUGUUCAGGCUUCUGGACAAGGACAAAAACGGCACUGUCCAGCUCUCUCUGGCUGAGUGGCUUUGCUGUGCUUUGGUCUGA
Molecule: messenger RNA, 2112 nt
Organism: Suncus etruscus (white-toothed pygmy shrew)
Lineage: Eukaryota; Metazoa; Chordata; Mammalia; Eulipotyphla; Soricidae
Gene: CAPN8
Product: calpain 8
Exons: 21
Coding region: 1-2112 (703 amino acids)
Biological process (GO): proteolysis
Cellular component (GO): cytoplasm
Molecular function (GO): calcium-dependent cysteine-type endopeptidase activity; calcium ion binding
Source: RefSeq, a predicted model, not a curated record